Molecule: messenger RNA, 9240 nt
Organism: Esox lucius (northern pike)
Lineage: Eukaryota; Metazoa; Chordata; Actinopteri; Esociformes; Esocidae
Gene: frmpd1a
Exons: 16
Coding region: 373-6852 (2159 amino acids)
Cellular component (GO): cytoskeleton
Molecular function (GO): protein binding
Source: RefSeq, a predicted model, not a curated record
GUCCUGAGUGGAAGGAGGGAUAUGUAAUGCUGAAUGAGUGAGGAUUAACGUCGCUUAACCGUAAGAAUCCCGCGCGCGCACCUGACAAGGGACCUUUACGACUCCACCGGAGCUGCCUUACGUUUUAGGCUCAGGAAAACCUCGCGCAUCUCUGUAUUUCGCGAAUAACGUAAUGGAUUACUGACCUACAACGCCCUUUCCCAUGUUGGAGGUCAGUCCCGCUAAGGACACCGACUGUGACGCUCUGUUCUGCCCGGCAGGAGAUGAAGACUCACCCUCCCCAUCCUCAGCAUGCUGGUCAAAGGGGGAGCCGGGCGGGGGAGUUACCAGACCUUUGAUGGAGCCCUGAUACACAGGGAGGGGCAGAGAUAAAUGGAGGAGCGGGACAGAAGCCGCUCUCCGUCUCGCAGGACCAGUCGUGUGGAGCAGGUGGUGGGGAGAUGGCUUCGGCGUUCCAGAGAAUCUAGUAGCAGAGAGCGUAUCCUGGUGGAUGGAAAGACGGCAGCAGGGGAGUCCAGCGGCCAGGACCAAAAGAACUGCCCGGUGCGACUGACCGUCCAGAUCUCUCGGGACCAGCAGCUCAACUCCCAUGGACUCACACUGUCCCCACAGACCCCCGUACUGGUGCAGGACGUCACCCCAGAGGGGCCGGCUGACGGAAGGCUUGUCCCUGGCGACCAGGUUGUGAAGAUCAACAACGUCGCCGUGGAAGAUCUGACCCCAGAGCAGGCUGCUGACCUCAUCAGGGAGUGUCCGGACUGUGUGACGAUCACCGUCCUGAGGAACUCAGUGGGACCCAAGUCUUCAUUCAUCACUCCAGAAAAGAGAGCUAAACUGCGGUCCAACCCCGUGAAGGUUCAUUUCGCUGAAGAGGUCGAGGUCAAUGGUCACUCUCAGGGCAACUCGCUGCUAUUCCUCCCCAACGUUCUGAAGGUGUAUCUGGAGAACGGACAGACAAAGGCCUUCAAGUUUGAACCCAACACCACUGUCAAGGACAUCGUGAUGACACUGAAGGAGAAGUUGUCGCUGUGUCGCAUCGAACACUUCUCACUGGUGCUGGAACAGAAGUACAGCAUCGCCAAGCUGCUGCUUCUCCAUGAGGAGGAACGGAUACAGCAGGUGGUGCAGAAGAAGGAGGUGCAUGACUACAGGUGUCUGUUCAGGGUGUGUUUCAUGCCAAGGGAACCCCAGCAUCUGCUACAAAAUGACCCCACCGCCUUUGAGUAUCUAUACCUACAGGGCAUCAAUGAUGUCCUGCAGGAGCGCUUUGCUGUGGAGAUGAGGUGCAACACGGCCCUGCGUCUGGCUGCCCUUCACAUACAGGAGAGACUGGCCAGCUGUGGACAAUCACCCAAGACCAACCUGAAGAUCAUCACGAAGAGCUGGGGCAUUGAGAACUUUGUCUCGUCAACCCUCCUGAGGAACAUGAGGGAGAAGGACCUGAGGAAGGCAAUUGGCUACCACAUGAAGAAGAGCCAGUCACAGGAGCCCAAGCAGAAGGUGCUGUCAGCCAAUCAGGCGAGAAUUAACUACCUACAGGAGCUUUGUGAACUCAAGUCGUUUGGCGGGAAGUCCUUCAGUGCAACCAUGAUGCUGCAGGACAGGGAGUCGAUGGUGACUCUUCUGGUGGGGUCGCGGUACGGCAUCAGCCAAGUGGUCAACCACAAGCUGAGCAUAAUGAGCACCCUCACGGAGUUCAGCAGCAUAACGCGCAUCGAGCUGCUGCCCGAGUCGGACCGCGUCAGUCUGGUCAAGAUUUAUCUGCAGGACAUCAAGCCCAUCACCCUGAUGUUGGAGUCGGUAGCAGCCAAGGAGCUGUCCUGCUUGAUAGCAGGUUACUGUCGUGCCCUAGUAGACCCCAGCCUCGUCAUCUUUCCCUGGGUACAGAAUGCCAAGCAGCAUCGGGUCUCCACAGAGGAGGGUUACGUGUCGCGGUGUGGCAGUGACUCGGACGACUCCUCCGACAUAGAUACCCUCAUCUCCCUGGUGUCCCAUAACAGCAAGAGGACUUCUUCAGACCCCGUCGGCCUACGGAGAAUUAUGGAGGAGAGGAAGGAGGAGAGGAAGGAGAGGAAGGAGAGGGAAGAGAAGAAAAGGAGGGAGAAUGAGAGAAAGGAGAAGGGAGAGGGAGAACAAGAGAAACAUGUGAAAUACAGGACCAUGUCUCCUCCAAGAAAGAAAAGAGAGAAUGAAAGAAUAGAGAAGUCAGAAGUGGGAGGUGUAGACCAAAGGCAGAAGAACCGAGGAACGCUAGAGGACAACAGAGAAAGAGAGAAUGCAAACGAGGAGGCGACAGGACAGGAGGAGAAUAAAGGAGGGGUAGGAGAGAGAGAAGAGGAGGACCUAGGAGGAACGACGGAGGAGCUGCCGUCCCUAUCAGAGACGUCAGACUCGUGUCGUACAGACUCGCGCUUCAUGACCUCCGUCUCCAGCGACUCCCUGGACGCUCUGGAGGAGGACGACCUCAUCGCCUGCUCCUCCUCCCUCCCUCACUCCCACACUCACCCCCCCUUCCGGCUUACAGUCCAGCCCCCGCACCCCCAGCCUCAACCCAGGAGGGGUGCGUCGUCAACCCAAGAGGCUGGAGGGCGGAGGGGGGGCGAAGGAUUUGGAGCAGGGUACAGGAGUGGAUCAGGCGGAGGGACUUUGCCCGACCCACUCCUCUCCCCUGUGAACCCUGACCCCGUGAACACGGAACAACUGACCCCCGUCGUCGAUCCCUCUGAGAACAUGAACUAUGCUGAGCUCUCCCUAAUGCUGGAGUAUCUACCUAGCCCUCCGGAGGCGAGCGACGACGAAGACGACGAGGACGAGGAGAGGAGGAAGAGGGAGGGAGUCAACUCCGGUUCUGGGCGGCCCCGUUCCUCAUCCUCCUCCUCGCGUCUGGACUGCGUGUUCACGUUCGACCAGAGCGACACGAGGUGUUACUACAACAUCUGCACUAGCGUCACACCCGACAGUGCGCACACUCCCAACCUGUCCCCCCCUCACGCCAACACGGAAGCGGCGGAGGUUGUCGGAGCGGAGGGAGAGCCGAGGGCCGUCCUGAACCUGGAACCGGUGCCUAUCCUCCAGCCGCCACCAGGGUUCGGGGACAGCAGCUCGGACGAGGAGUUCUUUGACGCGAGGGAUCGGUUCGCCUCUCCUGAAGACCCAACGUCAGGGGCGGUGCCCAGAGAUUUUUCCGCCGAGAUGACAAGUGGAUUGAUGGAGCGAACGGUGAGCCCAAGCGAUGUCAGAGUCAGCCUGGCUGAAGGUGAGGGGGAGGACGAAAAGGAGGGAAGGGACGGAGAUGUGAGCGAAGGAGGAAGAGGAGGGAGAGAUAUGUUCUCCAGGCUCUCGAGGAAAAGAUCAAAAAAGCGCAGAUCCUUCAUGGAGACCGACUUCACCUCAACGGUCUCUUACCCAGGACCAGAUCAGAAUCAGGGCUGGAAAGUGGACCAGUAUCCAGACCAGUUUCAGAGCUGGAUGGAGAGCCCUGACGACACCCAGCUGCUGAGUUUGGACCCACAAUCUUCUGAACAGAGCGGAAACCCAUGUCUUACUGUGUCAUCUCUUAGCCACGCCGAAGGUGAGGCGUGCCAGCUGGAGUCCAAGCCCAUCCUCCCGAAGCCGAGCCAGGACGGGCCUGGAGAUCCAAGGGCCCCUGGCAAUCCGGAAGCUGAGCUCCGCAGGAGUUCCAGGAGCAGGCGUCAGUCCAUGGAGACAGAGCCAGACGUCAUGGAGUCCAAAUCGGUCACAGCCCUGGUGACCGCGGCAUCCCACGCCAUCACGGCUGUGCGUCGCAGGGUUGGGCCCGACGGCAAGGAAAGCACCGACCGGAGAGGGGAUGGGGAAGAGGGGGAGGCAGAGGGGGAGGAAAAGGUGGGGGAGGGCGAGAGGGGAGGAGUAGGUACGGGACCAUUCACCAGUCACAUGUUCCUGACCGAGACUAAGCAUGUGGAGGGGGAUAGGGGGGAGAAAACGAAGGGGGAGGGGGGCGAGAAACUACCCUCACCCAUUUCUGAAGGACCGCCCACUGGGAAUAGGUCCCGAUUUAACAGGCGUCCCCUGUGUAUAACUAAAGAAGAGGAGGGCAAAGCUUCUUUCGUCCCUCAAAUAUGUGUCUCCCCCCCAGGUGUGUAUGGAAGGGACAUAGGGCCUGAGGACAAUGUGACGCUCACUCCCCCUUCGUCUCUGCUACCCUCUCCCCCAGCCCCUUCCAUCCCUCACAUGGUGAGAGGAGAGGGGAGUAGCGAGAACGGUGACUCUGGGCCCCGUCCCAAACCCUCCCCAACCUCAGACCCGGAAAACCAUUAUAGCUGCUUGACUCAAGCCCAUAGAAAACUCACUAUCAGUCACGAGGACCUCACAGGUGUAGGGAAAGAUAUUGAGCCGAAUGCUACCUCUGGUAAGGAUUCUGUCACAGAUAACAGUUAUGUUGCCACACCCAACAUUUGUGAUGUCAUGGCCAACAACAAGGCUACAGUUAGCACUGACUGCUUGUUAGCAACUGCUAAUCGCAAAGACCCAACUAGCGUCCAAUCUGUUACGGCUAACACCAUAGCUAACACUAACAUGGAUGUAGUUACUGCUAAUCUUGAUUUGGCUGCGGCUAACAAUGACACUAAUGCUAGCGUAUAUUCCACAAUGGCUAACAGUGAUGUUAGUACUAGUGUGUAUUCUGCUAUGGCUAACAGUGACGCUAAUGCUAGCAUUAAUUCUGCUAUACCUAGUGUUCAUAUUACGGGUACUUCAGUUCUGGCUAACAUCCCCAAAGAGUCUCCUGCAUCUCCUACUACUGGCGUCCUCCAGUCCUGCUCACCAGGCAUCAUCGGCCAAAGCCUCUCUGCCUCCACGUUACGGGGGAAGAUCCAAAGCCUGCCCCUCUUUUUAUCUCGCUCCCAGGAAAGAGCCCUCUCCAGUAGGAGCCCUUCUCCAAAGCCCACCAGCGACAAAGCAGCGCUUAACGGCACCACCAAGAUAGAAACUGCCAGGAAGGAUGAUGUAACCGUAGAGGAUUCCAACGACUCCUUGGAGGCUCCGGCAGAGUCUGAAGAAUCUGAAGUGACGCCGACGGAGUUGGAGCUGGGCGACGUUGUCGUGGAGACGGCUGGUGCGGAGAUCACGAGGUUGAGGGUGUCAGAGGUCAAGGAGGUUGUUGAAAAGGUUGUGAUGGUCUACGGAUCCUCCCCUCCUCCUUCAACAUCUGUUUGUCUAGACUCUGAACCAGAUCCCAAAAUGGCAGCAAAUUUGCCUUCCAGGCCCAUUCCUGAAGCAGAAACCACCCCUCCUAUGGCUUCAGCACCUCUCUGUCUGGGGCCAGCAUCAGACCAUGAACCGCUAUCCACUGGCUCCAUCGGCCCUAAAAUGGCCUUGCCGUUACAUUCCUGUCCUUCAGCACCUCCCUGUCCUUCAGGUCCUCCCUGUUCUUCAGCACCUCCCUGUCCUUCAGCUCCUCCCUGUUCUUCAGCUCCUCCCUGUCCUUCAGCUCCGGUGCCCAUCAGGGUAGGACCCAAACCGGACCAGGAGCCACUAUCCCUGGGCUACAAAAUGACCAACUUGUCAUCCUCCUGCCCCUCUGCAUUAGUGAGAACCACACAUAGUCUAGAUCCCCUUACGGUUACCAGUGGUCCAACCAUCAGCACAGAGCCCAAACAAGACCCUCAUCCUGAACCUCUAACCCCGGUCCCUAAAAUGUCCACCAUGUUACCUUCUUGCUCCUCUGCUUUAGUUGUAACCACACAGAGUCUGAACGGUCCGAGGCUCAGCUUCCCUGGUCGUAACAUCGUAGGGCAGUCAUUCGAGGGCAACAGACCGCCAGGGGAGGAGCCAGGCCUGCUGAACAGUCUGACUACAGGCUGUGGGGUCUUCACCGCCACCGCACACGAGGCCCGAUCUGAGCUGGCCCCGACUCAACUGGGAUCCAGUCCGCCAGCAAAGCCUGAUUUUGGGUGUACCUCUGUGUUGGCGUCAGGGUGCAAGGAGGUCCUGGAAGGGGUGCAAACGCCCCUGGAGGUGUGUGGGUGCCCGCCACCACUGGUUUACACAAACUGUUUUAGCGGAGGAGACAGCUUUGACGACGAGCUAACUGUUUAUGAGUUUUCCUGCAGGGCAAGUUCCCCUCCCGCUUCCCAAACAUCUUCCUCUGCACUGGCCCUCCCCCUCAUGACCUCUCCUCCACUAUCCUCCUUCCUCCCCUCUUCCCCACCCUCCUCCUUCCUCUCUCCCUCUUUCCCCUGCUCCGUCCUCCCCCCUUUCUCAUCCCCAGAGCUCUCCCCACUCCUCUCCCCUCUCCUCUCCCCGUCUGACUGCUUCCUCUCCCAGUCCCGCCUCCAGGACGAUAUUGGCCGACUACGCCACCGCCGUUACCCCGCACCCCCCACGGGAUUCCAGGCCAUCCGCAGCGAUGUGGACGAGCUCCUCACCCUCCUGCAGGAAGGGAGGCUUGGGGGCAGAGGGGGCAGGCACCCCAGGGAGACCUGCGCCACCCACUUCACCGAGAACAAGCGGCUGCUCCACGGGGAGGCGCGUAGGCUAAUGGCCGGCUGUCAGAAGGUGGUACGGGUGGGGCAGACCCCAGACGAGAUGCUCCUGUCCUUGGCGGACAGCUUCAGGACCCUGGUGGGAAUGGCCGGGGUGUGCCUGUGGUUCUCCGGUUGCGACCGAUGUGACCGGAGGAACGCUGAUGCACUGGCGGGGCUAGCGGACGUGGCCCGGACGUACCGGGAGUUUGCGGUGGCGGCGGAGAGGGCGAGCGGGCGGCGGAGUUGUCAUGACCUCAGCACCAAACUGCUGGCCAAGCAGUGCACUGCCCUCACCGCGUCGGUCUUCUGCCUCACACAGCUGUUCCGCACACUCACUGCCCUUUGACCCUGAAACCAUGACCCCUAGCAAACACUUUGUUGACUGUUAAACUCUGACCCCUGGGCCCGUUACACAGGGUCGCCCGACCAGUCAGUCGCCCAGAUGAUUGAGGAACUAACGUGUGAACCGGAACAGAUACACAUCAAAGGAGGAGGAGGAGCAGGAAGGGAAGGAGAAGAAGGAAAAGGGACCAACAACAACACGGGAUUAGAUGGUCAUAUUGAUCAGCUGUGACAACAAAGACGAAGAGCCGCUGUGACAUAACAGAGCUCCAGUGUGACAUCACAGAGGACGAGUGACACACUGAAGGACAUACAGGGAUUUAGUAGCCUGGUAUGUUGUGCACGCACUAUAACCCAGGGCAACAACCCAACAAGGGUCUCGAAACUGCAAGAAAGCCUCACGGAAAAUAACAUCUCCUGACUAAAAGAAUAUCUGCUUGCGUUAAUAUAGUAUUUAAUUCAUCAAUUAUAUUUGAAUGUAUAGUAUUUAUUUUCAUUUUGUUACUUAUGUGCGAUGUUAUCACUUGGUCUCAUAACUGCGUAUGCGAUUGUGUUGGAUAUAGAGAAGAGGAAUGUAGAGCAUAUACAUCUAGGUACACACACACACACACACACACACACGUGGCCUGAAGUGACAAUCGUGUGUAGUUUUUUUUUGUGUGGAUCAGUCAAGGGACGGUUUUACAUCCUACAUCUUGACAUUCUGUUCCUCUAUUCCUGAUCAUCAUGACAUUCUGUUCCUCUGUUCCUGAUCAUGCGUGGCAGAUGCUCAAGCGAGGGGUGUGGGGCUCCAAAUGUCAGCUGUUUACCAAAAAAGGAAUGCAGUACAAAUUGGCACCCUACGUCCCACAUGGUCCAAUUCUUCUGACCAGGGUUAGGUGUAGUUCACUGCGCAGGGAAUAGGGCAUCAUAGGAAACAGGGAAGCACAUCAGUGUGUGUGAUAUUUUGUGAACUGUGUAGCAGAACGGCAAUGUAUGUACAUACAUGGCUUUUCAAUGGGGGGGGCGUGGGGGGUCAACUAACCAAAAUGGGUCACAGCCCUAAUGUUAUCGGAUGGUUUCAAAGACUUCUGCCGUUUACAAGGCACGUCUUAAUGACACACUGUCCAUAGCACAGCGCGCUUGCCGAAUACGGUCCCUGUUGGCACUGGCGUGGAAAAGAAGAAGGUCCCAUUCAGCCCGCCACCAAAGAAAGGAUGUAACUCACUCGACAGGCAUGUUCACUGGAGAAAUUAUUCUUAUAGUUUCAAACAUGAACACCACAUUUAACGUGUUACCUGAUUUCAUUGCGAUGCGUAGCACAUAUUAAUAUUUUCAGGGCAAAGGUGAUGAAAAACCGCCUUCUCCACUUUGCAUCUUCUUUGUUGUAAAUUGGGGGGGGAUAUAUAUUUUGCUAUAUUUAUUACUGGGAACAACUUCGAUGAGCCGCUGAUCUGGACCAGUGGUGUAGUGGGGAGUACAAAAACAAAUAAACACACUCUACUCACCUUUUUGACUGGGCAUGACAGUUUACCCACCUUUUGUGGAAAACUUCAUUUAAAACAUAAGGUGCUUUAUUUCUUUUUACCACGACCAGCAGUCAGAGUUUACCCACCAACAUGUUUUCUUUCUUUACCACUACACCACCGCUCCAGACUAAAUAGUUUCCCAACUAAUGAGUUCACCCGGGUUAGAGACAACUCUAUUUCAGUUCCAGUCAAUUUAGAUGCAUGUCAAAUUCAUAAUUCUGCUGAUGGAAAAACACUGUAGAGAAUAGGAUUACAAUUUAAUUGUACUUUCUGAAUUCACUGCAAUUGACCCGGUUGACCUCAUACUGCUUUUUCGUCCAUUUGUAUCUCCUUUAUGCUAGGGUUGCUAAGCUCCAGUAACGGUCUGAACCCCCCGCCCAAGCUUCUUCUGAAAUCCCAGUAUAAAGGAUUCCAGAGUUCCCGCAUACUCGAGUUUGUGUUUCUGGGAGUCUUUCAACUGGGAAUUCUGUGUGAACCUGGGCAUUUUUGGAACAUUUCUGGAAUUUUGCAAUCUGCUCACCAAGCAUGCCAGGCUAAGCUAUAGCUAACUGCAUUGUUGUUACAUCAGGGAAAACAUUAUUUAAAUAAUUAAGAUGCACUCCAGGAUCUUAAGUAUGACAAAUUCAUAAAAUAUAAUUUGAAUUGCACAAACAAAAAUAAUGUGUUUUCUUUUUUGCAGGUUGUAACAUCAUUAAAAAAAAGUUACCGGGCAUGACCACCACUUUCAUAACUUCUGACAAUAACAACUGAACAACUCUGGAGUCUAUCUUAAAUUAAUAACCUAAUCUAAGUAUGGUAUGUGAAUGAAUGAGCGAUAACCCGUGUUUCCUCUUUGCUUUGUCAUGCUGUACUCAUACCAUUAAAACUACUAACAUAUACCAAGA